Messenger RNA from Centropristis striata (black sea bass), 3997 nucleotides. RefSeq names its product MORC family CW-type zinc finger 2 (gene morc2). The transcript has 28 exons. The record is from RefSeq and is a predicted model, not a curated record. Gene Ontology annotation, molecular function: zinc ion binding. Lineage: Eukaryota; Metazoa; Chordata; Actinopteri; Perciformes; Serranidae. Gene Ontology annotation, cellular component: nucleus. The coding region runs from base 222 to 3335 and encodes 1037 amino acids.
UUGGCUGAGGGUAGAAAACUAGAGGCGGGAUUUCUGCAGACCAAGAGGAAGCCCAAGUAACCAUACCCGAAGUGGUUGGAUCCUUCGCGGCCUGGCGGAUUGUUUAAGGGAAAGGGAGACGUAACGUUACAAAAAUGAAAACUCUGGACUAGAGCCUCGGUUGGAAAGUAAGAAGACAAACAGGAUACCAGGAAGGAAACAGGAAAUACUAGUGCGUGGCCAUGGCCUACUCCAACUACAGCAACCUGAGCAGGGCACAGCUUACCUUUGAGUACCUGCACACAAAUUCGACAACCCAUGAGUUCUUAUUUGGAGCAUUGGCAGAGCUUGUGGACAAUUCAAGAGAUGCCAAUGCCACGCGAAUAGACAUCUACACAGAAAAAAAGCCAGAGCUGCGGGGCGGCUAUAUGCUCUGUUUUCUGGAUGAUGGUACUGGAAUGGACCCUAAUGAGGCAACUCAAGUGAUUCAGUUUGGAAAGUCAAGCAAACGGUCCCCUGACUCCACUCAGAUUGGCCAGUAUGGAAACGGAUUGAAAUCUGGCUCUAUGCGUAUUGGGAAAGACUUCAUCUUGUUCACUAAAAAGGGCAACACGCUUACUUGCCUUUUCCUGUCAAGGACCUUUCACGAAGAGGAGGGACUGGAUGAGGUGAUAGUCCCACUUCCCUCCUGGGAUCUGAAGACCAAGGAGCCACUGACUGCUGACCCAGAGAAGUACGCAAUAGAGACAGAGCUGAUCUUCAAAUACUCACCUUUUAAAAGUGAACAACAGCUGAUGGAGCAGUUCAACAAGAUAGAAAGUAGCAGUGGCACUCUUGUGAUCAUCUAUAAUCUGAAGCUGAUGGACAACAGAGAACCAGAGCUGGAUGUAGAGACGGAUCACCAGGACAUACUGAUGGCCGGGACACCUUUUGAAGGAGUGAAGCCAGAGAGGAGGUCAUUCAGGGCGUAUGCUGCUGUUUUGUACAUCGACCCACGUAUGAGGAUUUUUCUCCAGGGACAUAAAGUCAGGACCAAGAGACUGUCCUGCUGUUUAUAUAAACCAAGGGUUUAUAAAUACACAUCCACACGUUUUAAAACUCGUGCUGAGCAGGAAGUGAAGAAAGCAGAUCACCUUGCAAAGAUUGCGGAAGAGAAAGCCAGAGAGGCGGAGAGUAAGCAGAUCGCUUUGGAGGCCAGAUUAGGAGACGACCUGUCAAAAGAUUCACGGGCGCUUCUAAGAAAGGUUCAAGAUUCAGCCAUGAUGCUUCGACGGGAUUGUGACAUGAAGAAAAGGAUUCUUGAAGCCAAACAGAAGGCAUUAAAGGAGCCCAAGGAGUUAAAUUUUAUAUUCGGAGUGAACAUUGAACAAAGGGAACUGGAUGGGAUGUUUGUGUACAACUGCUCUCGUCUCAUCAAGAUGUACGAGAAAACAGGGCCCCAGCUGGAGGGAGGCAUGGCCUGCGGUGGUGUUGUUGGAGUAGUGGAUGUCCCAUAUUUAAUUCUAGAGCCUACUCAUAACAAACAGGACUUCGCAGAUGCUAAGGAGUAUCGACAUUUACUGAAAUCCAUGGGGGAACAUUUAGCUCAGUACUGGAAGGACACCAACAUUGCUCAGAAGGGCAUAGUGAAGUUCUGGGAUGAGUUUGGAUAUCUGUCUGCCAGCUGGUCUGCACCUCCGUCAUCAGAGCAAAGAUACAAGAGACGUCGUGCCAUGGAGAUACCACUUACUAUUCAGUGUGAUAAAUGCUUGAAGUGGAGAACGCUGCCUUUCCAGAUGGAUGCUGUGGACAAACGAUACCCCGACAGUUGGGUGUGUCUCAUGAACCCUGACAGCAAACAGGACAGGUGUGAUGCUCCUGAACAGAAACAGAAUUUGCCAUGUGGUAUUCUGAAGAAAGACAAGCAGACGGCUGAAGACAAACAGAAAGAGCUGGCAGAGAAAAUCAAACAGCAGCAGGAUAAACUAGAGGCCUUGCAGAAAACCAGCACCAUCAAAUCUGCAGCAGAUUUAAAGAAGCUACCGCUGAAUGUCAGCAUGAAACCAACAGAGAGCUCCUCUCAGGCAACUCGGUCUUCUGAAAGGUCCACAACACGCCCACGCUCACCACCGCUCCCAGCUCACCUAAAAAGCGGCCCUCCAGCUCGUGCAGCUUCUCAGCGACCCACGAGAACACCUGCGCCUCCACCACCCAAAGUUGAACCUUCCAGGUCCAGAGCUGCAGUAAAGUCUCCUCCACCAAAACCCGUAUCCAAACCUGCUGCCAAAACACCUCCACCCAGCCGCAGCUCACGGAAACCUGCCAAAGCUUCAUCAGCCAAAGCAGCUGUUGGACAACGCAAAAGAAUCAUAGAGCAGGAGGACAGUGAAGAGGAGGAGGAGGAAGAGGAAGAGGAGGAAGAGGAGAAGGAAGACGAUGACAGCGAGGAGGAGAGUGAAGAGGAAGAACCACAAACAAAGAAAUCCAAGAUGGCUGCAGCAGCUGCUAACCGUGGGAAAAUGAUAGAGAAGGCCUCACCUACCAAACGUGUCAAGCUGGACGAGGUUAACACCCAGAAGAAAGGAGUUUCUACUCCUGUACGGCUGACACCAACUACACCAGCCCCUAUCCCUAAAUCUAUAACCAUGCAACAGCAUGGGGCUAAAGCAAAGGCACCUGAGAAGCCACCGCAGGAGGAACCACAAAUGGACACCAAAAAUGCUCAGAAAGAUAAAGGACUACUGGUUGAAGUGCGUGUCAAUAAGGAGUGGUUCACAGGAAAAGUCAUUGCUGUGGAGGCGAAUAAGCAGAGUGUUCGCUGGAAAGUGAAGUUUGACUACGUACCCAGAUCCACCCCAAAAGACAGAUGGGUAUUUAAGGGUAGUGAUGAAGUCCGGUUGAUGCGGCCGCCAUCUCCAAUCUCUCAGACACCUGACACCCAGCAGGGGCCGGCACCCAUGGAGCCGGACACCACUCAACCAGGAACCAGUCGAGAGGUGACUGACAGUCUUGUCACCAUGUUGAGGACAAUGCUGCGUUACUUCUUCCCUCCUGCUUUUCGGAUCCCAAAGGAUGAUGUUAACAGCAUGACGGCUGAGGAGUUGGUGGCCUUUCCUUUGAAAGAGUAUUUCCAGCAGUAUGAAUCAGGUCUGCAGUCGUUGUGUAACUCGUACCAGAGCAGAGCUGACGCCCGGGCCAAAGCUGUGGAAGAGAAGAGCAACAGCAAUGAAGUAAAACUAAAGGAGGCAGAUGAGAAACUACAGAAACUCCGGACAAACAUUGUUGCACUUCUGCAAAAAGUACAAGAGGACAUUGACAUAAACACUGAUGAUGAGCUUGACGCCUACAUAGAGGACCUCCUCACCAAGGGUGAUUAAAGAAGGCAGGAAAGAGAGAAGAGUACAUGCACAUAAACAGACUGGCUGUUUUAAUUAUAGCCAUUACUUGCUGACUCAAGGACUCUGUUAAUAUGCAGAGUUUUCUGUUGAAUCAGAUUGUCAUGACUUUUAUCUUUUAUUUUGAUCGUUCCAGUGUUCCGGCACCAAAGCACUCUUUGAGUUUUGGACAGGUUCUCUGGGGUUUCUGCAUUGUUGGGUAGCCUAUAGUAUUCUCUGCAGUCCUUUUUAUAUACCUGCUUAUAUAUGUUAAUCUAUGUUUAAGCCAUCCUAUCCUGACUGGGCUUUGGAAUAAUUUGUGUAGAGUUACUACAUUUAUGCUCCCUUCAUAUAGUCCGCUAAUGCUAUGGCAAACUACAGACUUGUUCUUCGUUUUGGUUCAUCAUCGGGUGAGAUUUGGACACACAAAGUGACUGGGCUGUGCUCUGCAUUGCAGCCUGGACUUUAACUUUUAUUUUUGUACACUAAAAACACAUCAGUGUUGCCCAUUACCUUCCUCCAUCCUGGUCUGAUGAACAAACCAGGCUAAUAUUUUACAGUUGGGUGGUGUCCCACACCCACAAUCGAGAACUACUGGGUUUUAUCAGUAUGAUUAUUCCCUUAUAUCCCUGCUACAUUUAAGCUAUGACUGUUCUGUGUUUAUU